Pimephales promelas (fathead minnow) is the source of this 1682-nucleotide messenger RNA. It is a transcript of the gene hand2, whose product is annotated as heart and neural crest derivatives expressed 2. The record is from RefSeq and is a predicted model, not a curated record. Gene Ontology annotation, molecular function: protein dimerization activity; DNA-binding transcription factor activity, RNA polymerase II-specific; RNA polymerase II transcription regulatory region sequence-specific DNA binding. Gene Ontology annotation, biological process: regulation of transcription by RNA polymerase II; heart development. NCBI's taxonomy places the organism in Eukaryota, Metazoa, Chordata, Actinopteri, Cypriniformes, Leuciscidae.
GCUCUAAAGAUGUAGCUGACAUGGAGAUCAAACGGCGGAAUUCGCCUGCUUCUACCGAGUGAAUCAGGCUGCGAAUUGCGGGCACAACAUCGACUGGGAUUGGAUCUUUUUCCAUCCAACGCUCAUUGAUUCCACAACGGGUGUGAAAUUCAGAAAAAGGCUGUGAACUCUGCUCAAACAAUAAUAACCAUGAGCAAUGGAACUUUUUCGUGAUGGAUAUCUGCAGUGGAAAAUAUAAGUGUGAGUAAAUUAUUUUUUCAGUAAUAACUCGACUGCAGUUAGCCCACAUCCGAAGCCUAUUUUGUUCAUCCGUUAAUGAUCUGCUAUAUUUUCAGCGAUAUCUUUGUUAUGGACAAAUAGCCUAAGUAGGACUGUAUUUUUUACAUUCUGUCAGAAAGCAACAAAUCAGUAGUUUUUUUUUAUGGGGAGACAGCCAGUGUCUAAAUCACCAAGUCAAAGUACGCACAAUCUGAGAGACAAAGCGAACUCCGUCUGUGGUUCGCCGUAGGGUGCACAAAUCUGUCGCCAUGAGUUUAGUUGGAGGGUUUCCCCACCACCCGGUGAUGCAUCAUGACGGCUAUUCCUUCGCUGCUGCAGCUGCUGCCAGUCGCUGUCAUGAAGAACCCCCCUAUUUUCAUGGGUGGCUUAUCAGCCAUCCGGAGAUGUCUCCUCCAGACUACACGAUGGCACCCUCGUAUAGCCCCGAAUACUCAACAGGAGCCCCCGGGCUUGACCACUCGCACUACGGAGGAGUACCGGGCGCCGUUGGAAUGGAACCCCGACCAGUGAAACGUAGACCCACGGCAAACCGAAAGGAGAGGCGCAGGACUCAGAGCAUCAACAGCGCCUUUGCAGAACUCAGGGAAUGCAUUCCCAACGUGCCCGCGGAUACGAAGCUGUCCAAAAUAAAAACCCUUCGUUUGGCUACCAGUUAUAUUGCUUACCUUAUGGACAUUCUGGACAAAGACGAACAGAACGGGGAAGCAGAGGCCUUCAAGGCGGAAUUCAAAAAGACAGACGGCAAAGAAGAAAGGCGAAAGAAGGAAAUGAAUGACGUUUUGAAAAGUUCAGGGAGCAGCAAUGACAAGAAAACUAAAGGGAGAACUGGUUGGCCGCAGCAUGUAUGGGCAUUGGAACUGAAACAAUGAGACUAAUGCAAAAGACACGAAAUGAGGCCCUCUGAACUCAUUUUAGUUGUUCUCUCACUUUAUUUAAUGGAAUAUUUAUGUGCAAUUUCCCGCAUCGGACAGUGGAUAUUUGAGGAAAAAACCAUUCCAUUUUAGAAGGAGGAUACUCUCUUGGUAAGAAAUUGUAUGUUGCUGUCGAUAUUGGGUUAUCAUUGUUUGUUUUCGUGUCCCAUUGUGAAUCAAAAUGAGAUAUCUGCCACUAAGGAGUACGUGAAGUCUUUUUCUGCCUCUCUAUCACUUUCAGUAUCUAUCUCCCUCUCUCUCUUUCUCUCCUUUAAUUAUGAGGAAGAUUAGUCGAUGUUAUGAUAUAAAUGUUUUAUUUGAAAAUGUCAUGAAGUGUUAUGAUGUAAUUUUGUGGUCGUACAAUGUUGGUGUCUGUUGACAACUGUUGAGUCCACCCAGUGCACUUCCGUCCAGGGACACGAAAUUUAAAUAAUAUUGGAGAUGUAAACAAUGUAAUUAAUUCAAUAAACCACUGUGUUUUUAACGAUCUUA